Frankliniella occidentalis (western flower thrips) is the source of this 1855-nucleotide messenger RNA. It is a transcript of the gene veli, whose product is annotated as protein lin-7 homolog C. Gene Ontology annotation, cellular component: cell-cell junction; synapse; basolateral plasma membrane. Gene Ontology annotation, molecular function: protein binding. Lineage: Eukaryota; Metazoa; Arthropoda; Insecta; Thysanoptera; Thripidae. Bases 311 to 907 code for a protein of 198 amino acids. The transcript has 5 exons. The record is from RefSeq and is a predicted model, not a curated record. Gene Ontology annotation, biological process: maintenance of epithelial cell apical/basal polarity; neurotransmitter secretion; protein localization to basolateral plasma membrane.
UUUUAUCCUAUUUUGGUAAUAAUUCAUCAAGUCACCCGCUGAGAACUAUUUUAUCUACUGGUACAAAUAUUUAGGAAUAAAUUGGUUGGCCAGACUUAAUGGAUUUUGUGGAUAAUUCCAUUAAAUUCACCCAACUUGUGUUAUAUUUCCCUCUCGCUAGCAGACGACAUCGUACAUGCGUCAACAGUUGCAGAACGAAACUUCUGAGCAAAACAGUGACCCUCUUCAUAAUUUUGUCAAAUUUUACGCUUUUUUCAACAACUUUACUUUUGUAAGGAUCUGAAUUCUCGAAAUCCUUAAUUUUAUCAUCAUGGCUGCGACUGUUAGUGAGCCGCUUACUCUGAAACCUGAUGUGAAUAGAGUCAUUGAGCUAUUGGAUAAGCUCCAGAAGAGUGGGGAAGUCCCUGGUACUAAACUCGCUGCUUUACAAAAGGUUCUUCAGAGUGACUUUUUCAAUGCAGUAAGAGAAGUUUAUGAACAGGUCUACGAGACAGUUGAUGUCCAAGGCUCUCAGGAUAUGAGAGCAUCUGCAACUGCCAAAGCUACAAUUGCUGCAUUUGCUGCCAGCGAGGGUCACGCCCACCCACGAGUAAUUGAACUACCAAAAACUGAAGAAGGACUCGGAUUUAAUGUAAUGGGAGGCAAAGAACAGAAAUCUCCUAUCUACAUCUCUCGUAUUAUCCCAGGUGGUGUUGCUGAUAGGCAUGGGGGAUUAAAACGUGGAGAUCAACUUCUCUCUGUAAAUGGAGUGGAUGUUGAAGGUGAAAACCAUGAAAGAGCUGUAGAACUAUUGAAACAAGCACAGGGCUCAGUCAAAUUAGUUGUGCGAUAUACUCCUAAGGUGCUAGAAGAAAUGGAGAUGAGGUUUGACAAACAAAGGGGUGCUCGUCGGCGUCAGUAUCCUUGAAGAGUGUACAAACCAUCUUCCCAAAUUGGUUUGAGUUUGAAAGCUGUUGCUGUCAUUUCUAACUCUUUCACUGAGUUGUUGUUCUUGUAAGUGUUACAUUAAGCUAGGUGUCUUGAAAAUAUUUGUAGUUUGAUGGAAGUUGGAAACAGCAAUCCAGCUAGAAAUCUUUGGUGUGUUUUAUGAUUCAGUGACAAAAUCAGAUAAUUCUGAUACUUGUGUAUUAUAUCUGAAUUACUCAUUUUUUCUCAAAGAUUCUGAAUUGAUUGGGAAACAGUAUAAAGUUUUGUUGCAGAGUUGCAGGUACCAUUUAAACUUGUCAGAUUUUAUCUUUCAGUUUUACUCAUGCUCUCAGCUUGCCAUUUAUUUAUUGUUAACUUCUUGUUUUUGCUUUGCAUCGUCUUGUUUUAGAAAUCAACUCACCAUUUUAUUAUAUUGUUUUAAGGCUGUAGAAUUUUUAUGAUUUGUAAAAUGUUUGUAAAUACCAUGACUUUGACAAUUGUGACGUAUCUUGAAGGAUCCUUCUGUAUUCAACUCAAGUUAUAGAAUAUUUUAUGAUUUUCCAUCAUGGUAAUAGUUUUGCUCCUGGCUAGGCUGUCACUAAAUUGUGCCAAAUGCAACUGUUUACAAAUUAACAUGUCUAAUGAAAUUGAGUAUUACCUAGGAGAUAAACCUCAACAAAAAGUGAAAUUGUUAGUUUGUAAUCUAUGGCCAGGAAGCCUUAUCUGUUAACCUAAUCCUAUUGAAGUAUAUUCACCAUAAUUUUGUAGUGUUGGCACAUUUUUUUCCUGUAAUCCAUUCUGUACAAUAUUACCCAUUGUUAUAUAUUGUUGUAGUUUGUGAAAACUUAAUUUUUGUUCCUUUAAUGAUAUUUUUCCUCUGUGGAAUUUUUUUCUGGAUUUUAAAGAACGUAAAUAAAAUUCUUUUUCUCUCUUUUGUAAAAUGACAAAA